GGCUUUUUGGCGGGAGGCGGGAACGGGACAGUUGCUUUCUUCAUUGAAUAAUCUAAAUAAUUAAUACGAAGUGGUGUUUUGUGGUUAAUGAUCGCAUUAAGUUAGUCGGAAGACAUUCGCGAGUGUUAUUAUAUUGGAGUAUUCAAUAAACAAAGUGUAUCUGCCUAUUUUCGCUUCGUGUCAGGAAGCCGCUUCAUAACUCAAAAGUUUAUGCGGACUUUUGAGUUAAUUCGUUUGGGGUUCGGAGUAGGAGUCUACUCCGAGGGUGGGGGCUUAGGUUUCAUCAUCAUCACCUUUCAUCAUUUCAUUAAUCAUCAAGAAAAAAAAUACGUCAGACAUGGCUGUAUGGGCAUAGUUCCCUUUGCCUUACCCUUCGGGGAAAACCAAACCAAAAAAAAAAAAAUUGACGUCAUGAAGGCGGACGUCAUCUUGAAUGAGAAAUUCUUAUUUUAUUAUUUAUUUUGCUAAAUUAAACACGUUACGCUAGGCUGUCGUGUGUUUCUAAUCGUGCAUCGGCUAAAUUUAACAAAGGUGGUACAUGUUCGAAUCAAUAAUCGUGUUUUACUGAGUGUAGUGAAGGUGACGCUUUUAGCUAUUGUGUCGGUGAUGUAAUUUAGGUGAUUGGGUGGCUUCCUACUCCUAGCCACUACAAUGGAAGAAUCCUCAUUCACUAUUCCCGCCGAUGACAAUGGUGAUACUGAGCUCGAUCCUAGAAUACAGGUUGAAUUGGAGAAACUGAAUGCUGCCACCGAUGAAAUCAAUAAGCUUGAAUUGGAACUUGAUGAGUCGAUGAAAACGUUCCACCUGCUUCUGAACGAGACAUCGAGACGUCUGCAAGCGUUGACCAAGCGACUUGGUACGAGCGUGGACAAGUCGCGGCCGUACCACGAGGCUGUUGCCGCGGCCGCCGCAGCCAGGGCGGAGUGUCAGAAGGCUGCUGUGCAGUUCCAGAGGGCUAGUGAGCUCCACGCGGCAGCUAAAGAGACGGUGACGCUAGCUGAACAGAGGUUCGUGAGCAAGCAGGAUGAAUGGCAGUUCGACAGCAACUGGCAAGAAGUGCUCAACCAUGCUAUCAUCAAGGUUAUGGAUGCCGAGAAGCGCAAGGCAGAGAGCGGACGUGAGCACCAGAAGAAAGCUGCCGCGUAUAUGGCGGCUCAAGAGAAGGUGGCCCACCUAGAGGAGACCCAGAAACGUAACAUAAUAAAGUCCCGCCUCUACUUCGAGGAGAAGAAACUGUGCGACGAACAGCUUCAAACGCAGAACGAAAAGAUUGAGAAGCUUCAGCGACUCAUCGCAGACGCCAAAUUCCGAUACUCCAAAUCCUUAAAAGCCCUUGAAGAGAUAUCCGAAGAAAUCCACCGCAGAAGAGGCGAAUAUCCUCCCGGGAGAAACACCAUUCCUGUAGGCCCCCGAGAGCCAGGAGUUGGAGCUGAAAGAGAUCCAAUCCAUGAUGAAACCCAGGCGGAGAAAGAAGCAGACCACGACGAAGAUUCCAGUCUCCAAGAGCUCAGAAUGAGAGUCAGAGAACUGGCUCUUAAACCUAUAGACAGAAAGGACGUUGAGACUGACGAAGCUUGGGCUUUGGAGCUUAACGAGACGAUCAAUAAGCUGGAUCAACUUCUGAUGAUGAAGGAAAACAACCAGCAGAAGAUCAGGUCGAAAUUCACAGCGAGCUCGCCGAGGAACGCCAGUGCGCCGUCAACGAGCACUAACACUGGACUUAAAUACAAACACCCCCCAAGUGACAGUUGGAAGACGGAGUCAAACCUAAUUAGGACGAAGUCGAUAAGUCGCGAAGUCGUGUACGAACACACGAAUCCUCCUAUAAGCAAGACUGAGAAGUCAAAGAGUAUGAUGUCACUUGACGUGUUGGCUCUAGCCCGGGACACUAACAUAAUGGACAGAGAGUCCUAUUUGAAAGCUGUGAUUGAAGACAAGUCACCCACUGGCACGUACACUGAAAGCAAUUCGGACAGAAAUGAUAGCCCGGACGAAAUUUUGAUGGUCGAAUGUGACUCCAGCGACUCUACUCAGAAUCCAGUCAUAAGAAUGACAAACUCGACCAUUACUGAUAGUGAUAAUAGUUAAUUACAUGUCUUGGGCAAGUGGGGACAGUGUCUUGUGAAAUAUAAAUGUGAAAUAUUUUAUUUUUUUGAUGUGAUCCUGAGUUGUGAAUACGAAAUUUGAGUGAAAUUUUAUCAUACUUGCCAAGUAUUGUUUUAAUGUGUGUUUAAAAAUAUUAUCUAAAUAAUGCAGAGUAUUUUUAUGUUUACAUUUUAAUUGUAUUUUUAUUUUAUCAAUGAAUUGAUAAUACAUAUAAAUCGUGUAGUUUAUUCAUAGACAAGACAUUGUCUCUGAUUGGUACUUAUGUUUUGAAUGUCAAUUUUGAAUGUUAGAUUUUUUAUAGAAAAUGAAUAAAAAAUCGAAAAGCUCACUUUGUAUCGAUGUUCACUUAGAUCGUAGGUAGAUUAAUAUUUUGUUUAGUGUUGAUUAGAAUUACUUUAAGCUUUAAGGUAUUUUAUUUACACAAUAUUUAAGUUACACAAUCAAACCUUAUAUAACUUUUCUAUAUAUUAUUAAACCGUAUUUUUCAAUGGCACUUGGCCAUUACUCAUCUAUAACAAUACACAAAUUCUUAUAACACAAUACAGCCUCGGUGGUCUAGUGGUUAGAGCGAUAGGCUGACAAUGGUGUUCCGGGUUCGAUUUCCGAUGAUAACAUUGUCGAAAUCACUUUGUGAGACUGUCCUUUGUUUGGUAAAGACUUUUCAAGCUUGAAUUACCUGAUUCUCCGAAAAAUGGAUGAAUUGUUAAUGGAUGUUAUUACACAUAUAAACCUUCCCCUUGAAUCACUCUAUCUAUUAAAAAAAACCGCAUCAAAAUCUGUUGCGUAGUUUUAAAGAUUUAAGCGUACAUAUGGAUAUAGGGAAAGAAAAAGCGACUUUGUUUUAUACUAUGUAGUGAAGCUACUGGUGUACCUUUUUAUAAAUAAAUAAAUAAUAUCGUAUCUAAUAGAGAAGUUAUGUAAGGUUGAAUCUUAUCAUAUACUUAUAUAUUAUUAUACUAUAACUAUACUGACGACUGAAGAAAAAAUAUAGGCGGAAAUUGAUAUAAGUACUUAUUAUUUAUUAGUAUUUUCCUGUCGAUUCUAUGUACGCUCCGUCUAUAUUUUUCAUUCUGUUGAAUAAUAUAUUUACAUAAUUAUUCCUUAAAAGCCAUAUCAUUCCACCGACACCACUCACAAAUAACAUAUUUCCCUUUAUUUAAUUAAUGAGACACUUUCCAGGCUACGUUCACCAAAACAUAGAUGGCGUUGUACGGUCACGCACGAGCAUUAAUAUGUAUACACUUUGGUACCAUGUCACAUUAACUUUUUCGGCAAAUUGAACUGUAAGUCUCACUAAAUGUCAAAUAUGUUAGUGCGACAGAGUCUUAAAGUGGGUACAUUAUAUUGCUCAUGACUGUACAGCUUUA
Molecule: messenger RNA, 3473 nt
Organism: Pectinophora gossypiella (pink bollworm)
Lineage: Eukaryota; Metazoa; Arthropoda; Insecta; Lepidoptera; Gelechiidae
Product: SH3 domain-binding protein 5 homolog
Exons: 6
Coding region: 652-2088 (478 amino acids)
Biological process (GO): negative regulation of protein tyrosine kinase activity; intracellular signal transduction
Cellular component (GO): cytoplasm
Molecular function (GO): protein kinase inhibitor activity
Source: RefSeq, a predicted model, not a curated record